Eimeria mitis is the source of this 1119-nucleotide messenger RNA. RefSeq lists its product as uncharacterized. Bases 1 to 1119 code for a protein of 372 amino acids. Lineage: Eukaryota; Apicomplexa; Conoidasida; Eucoccidiorida; Eimeriidae. The transcript has 4 exons. The record is from RefSeq and is a predicted model, not a curated record.
AUGAACGCAGAAACCGCCGCAGCUGCGAAUUCAAAAGCUGCAAGAAAGCUGAAAUGGGGCGGCCAUUUCGCGUUUUCAUCGACUUGUGUUGCGACGGAGUGUCUACGCAGCCGUUUAUCUGAUGCAAUAACAGGAAAAUCUACAGGUUUCUGCUGCCUCACGAGCUUCUUGAUGACGCUAACAGAAGAAGAAAGAGAAAAAUAUGAAGGGUUUCUACUGCAGUGCCAUCGACUUGCAAAGGGGAAAUCACGAAACCCCAAAAAAGUUGAAUUUGCAAAUUCUGUGGAUAUCUUCAGAGCCAAGCGGCAGCAGCAGCUGACGUUUCUGCAGCACCAGCAGCAGCAGCAGCAGCAGCAGCAGCAGCAGCAGCAGGUGCUGCUGCAGCAGCAGCAGCAGCAGGUUGGAGGAUCACAAACGAAAAAAGAUAAAACAAAAGCAGCAAAGGCAAAAGAUGCUGCAACAGCAGCAGAAGAGGAGAAGGAAAUAGACAAGCAAGAAGAAACAACACAAAAAAACAAACAAAAAGAAAUAACAAAGAAAUACAAACAAAAAGAAAAAACAAAAAAAGAUAAACAAACAGAAACAACAAAGAACCCAAGACGCAAUAAAAACAAAACAAACAAACAGAUAGAAACAAAAAGCACAAACACAGCAGAAGCAGAAAAAGAAGAAAAAGAAGAAAAAGAAAAUAAAGAAAAAGAAACAGAAGAAAAUGGAAAUGAAGAAAAAGAAAAAGAAAGAAAAGAAAAAGAAAAAGAACAAAAAGAAAGAGAAGAAAAAGAAGAAAAGGAAAAAGAGGAAAAAGAAGAAAAAGAAAGAGAACAAAAAGAAAAAGAAGAAAAAGAAAAGGAAAGAGAACAAAAAGAAAAAGAAGAAAAAGAGAAAGAAGAAAAAGAAGAAAAAGAAAAGGAAGAAAAAGAAGAAAAAGAGAAAGAAGAAAAAGAAAAAGAAGAGAAAGAAAAAGAAGAAAAAGAAAGAGAGCAAAAAGAAAGAGAAGAGAAAGAAAAAGAAAAAGAAGAAAAAGAAAAAGAAAAGAAGAAGAAAGUUGAAUGCAUGCGCAAUACAGAGGAGAAGGCAGCAGCAGCAACAGUAUCUAACUCAAAUAAAACAGAACAGUAA